Messenger RNA from Aplosporella prunicola CBS 121167, 3693 nucleotides. RefSeq lists its product as uncharacterized. The transcript has 2 exons. The coding region runs from base 1 to 3693 and encodes 1230 amino acids. The record is from RefSeq and is a predicted model, not a curated record. Gene Ontology annotation, molecular function: protein binding. NCBI's taxonomy places the organism in Eukaryota, Fungi, Ascomycota, Dothideomycetes, Botryosphaeriales, Aplosporellaceae.
AUGCCCGAAGACUGUGAACCGGGCCCCAGCAUCCGCGGGCCCAAUGCAAUCUGCAGCCGGCGAUCUGAACCUCUUUCUGUGGCAAACUCAUCUGGCUCGUCCGACUCAAACUCAUCAGCUGUGCUGUAUCUGAUCACGGAUCCCGUACCGACAGAUGUCAACCAUGUCAAAUUUACAAUCGAAAGCCAUGACCAAGGUGGAAUUAGUGAGAGCAGCGGCAUCGGCCGAGAUCCGCGCUCUUGGACAUGGUUUGAAGCCUGCAUCUUUCGUCCGAAAGACAUUGUGUUGUCGGGGCCUUUACAGCUGGAAGACUCUAUUGUAAGUGAUCCCACAGAGUUCGCAGAGUUGAUCCAUGACCUGGGUUGGGAAAUGAUGGUCGAUGAAUCUUCCAAUUUGCGACUGUGGCACCUACAACGCAACAAAGCUGAGUUCAGCGAAUGGCAACGUCAUGUCAUCACCUGGAGCCGAGAUACAAAGCCAGUUCCCGAUACAAAACCAGAUCCUGAAGAAAACGAUGGAAUUCAGAAUGGAGAGGGCUUCGUAGAGAUCUUACAGCCUGGCGACCGGAUUGGUGUUUGGGCAAGGGCACAGCACUCUGGGAGGUGUAAUAACGUUCGAUAUGCAGAAGUGCAAUGUGUCGAGGAUACGGAAAGCUUUACGCGGUCUUCACAAGAAAAAUCCUUACGCUCUGAGCUCCCAGGAGCGAACAAUAGGGCACUGGAAAAAGGCCGAUCUUCUUCUGAUGCCGAGGACGACCCUUUACUGAUCGUUACUCCCAGACAGGGAAGUAAUGACAUCGAAAAUGAUGAGAAUCCCUUGUUACGACCGGAUCUCUUGGCCAGAUUUGUCUUUGAACUAGGUUCGGAACAUAGUCCAAUGCCGGAAGUAGAGAAAUCGGAAGCUGUCACAGAUCCAAACAUUACCGCUCUGUUGAUGGACGAUAUCAAGCCAGCUGAGCCACCGAUUUACGAACAUUAUGGCUUGUCUCCCUUCCAGUACAAACCGCUGCCAGACGAAAACCACAUCAGAGUUUUGAAGAUCCUUCGAAAUGAGGAGGGUUUGAUUCAUUGCACGAUGAAAAACAUCAGCAUGCAAGACGAGCUUCAUGCACGUCCGUAUCACUGUCUGUCAUACACGUGGGGCAAUCCACAUGCAGACGGUAAUUUUUAUCAGACGAAUUUCGAAGCAAGAGCCAAAGGGUACCAGGCUAAAGAAUGGCCAAUUGUCUGUGACGGACAGCUCCUUCUCGUUCACAAGAACCUUUAUGAUGCUCUCAACCAAAUGCCAAAAGAUGCUUGGGCCAAUCGUCUCAAUCGCAAAGACAAGGACGGAAGGAGCCUCAUACACUUUUGGGCCGAAACGGGAGGAGAGUUCGUACCUUCUAAUGAAGUGGACAAAAGCCAGGCAUUCCAAGCCUUGGCUCGACUUGGACAGGACGACAUUGUAGGGUCUACAUUGGCCGCCGGUGCUGAUAUUAAUGUGCUGGACGCACAGGGCAAGUCAGUGUUGCAUUAUGCGGCAGCCAAUGGCAAACUUGGAAUUCUGCAGUCUUUGGUCAAGGCAGGCGUCGACAUCAACCAUGAGGAUGAUAACGGCCAAACAGCUCUGGAACUUGCUGCCGAAGGAGACCAUAUUGAUGUGGUCAGCUAUCUGAUGGAGAUUCUUGAUAUCAGAGACUCCGAACAGACUGCGGUCGAGCCGGUUUCCCUGCCUGAGCGGCCCGAUGACUGGAUCUGGAUUGAUGCAAUCUGCAUCAAUCAGGAGGACAGCCAAGAAAAAGCAAGCCAAAUCGCUAUAAUGGAUGCUAUCUACUCUGAAGCUGCUUUCAUCAAAGUUUGGUUGGGAGAGUCAGAUGCUUUCACUGAAACGGCGGUGACACUGGUCAACAAACUUGAUGCCGCGAGUGGAAAAUUUGAAAAGAGCGACAUCAUACCUUACGGUAUGAAUGAGAACCAGAACGAGACAUUCCUCAAGGCAAAUCUACCAGUUAUAAGAGCGUCCGAGUGGCUCGCUCUCGGCGGGUUGUAUAGACGACAGUGGUUCAGAAGGGCUUGGGUCUUCCAAGAGCUUGUUAGUGCCAACGAUGUUGUCAUGUUCUGUGGCGAACAUGAGAUUUCGUUCAGAUCUUUUGUCGAAAUCAGUCGCUCCUUGCUCGAAAGACAACAACAGCUCGGCAUAUAUCGCUCAACCUGGUUGAUUCCUCCGCAUGAGCCUGCCUACCCUCUUGAGCUCAACUUUUGUGAAAUGGCAACAUACAACAGACUUCGGGCAGAGGCCAUUUACUUAGACAGCAAGCACGCGAGAGAACGAUUCUCAAUGGCAAACUUACUGGAGAAAACGAGAUGUCUUUCCUCUACUGUUGCGCACGACAAGAUAUACGCCCUUGCGGGACUCGCGGCACAUCGAAACCCAAAAUUCCGCUUCCGUGCGGAUUACGAAACACCUGUGGCGAAGCUAUAUACAGUAGUUGCAAGGUCCGUAAUACUCGAGACUCAGUCAUUGGGUGUUCUGAAUGAUUGUAUGCACUCCCUUUCUGGAACUCCCGCUCUCCCGUCCUGGGUUCCGGACUACUCCCUAACCAUAUCCAUGUGUCUUCCGGCUAUACACAAAGCAUGCGGCGCCCUUGAUCAGCCAAGCAACAUACUUUUCCAAGAGGGUAGUAUUCCACUAAUCCAGCUGCCAUGGCACGCUCUUCAAUUCUUUCAAGUCCUGUCUCAAAACGUUCCGGAAGGCCCAAUCCCGGCAAAAUAUCAACCUGAGCUCAUAGGCAGUAUCACACAGAACCUCAGCCCCCUGAAUUGGGACACCUUGCGCCUCCAAGCUGCUGUGUUCGACAAAAUCAAAUAUGAGCCCAGGCCGCGCUCGACAAAAGCCAACGCAAUGUUUCGGCUGGACCCGCUCUGGUUCGACCUGGUAGAAAAGCUUGACAUCAAGUACCACACAGGGGAGGGACGUUACGAAGCCCUCUGGAGGACACUGUGCACGAACUGCAAGGUGCCUAGUGGUGAGCCGCCAGACGAGUCUUAUGGGAAGCAAUUCCGCGAUCUUAUCUGCGCACUCGUAUGCGGAGAGGCCCAGUACCGUGCACUAAGAUACAAAAACGGUGACUUGAGGAGCUACGCCAUGCUUGAAGCCCUCAUCGCAUCCUCAAUGGGUAAACACCACGUGGUCCGCGCGCCAAGCACAGAUGGGUCGGUCAACGGGCCGUACUUCCAAGAACUCAAGCCAUUGAUUGAGCACAUUGAGCGGCUUGUGGCCACUGAGCCGGACGCAACGUCCUGUUUCCCCACUGCCGAAGGGAUACGGAAUUUCGGUUUGUACUCUCCAUGGAAGGUCUUCACUGAUGACGGCAAAGUGGAUCCAAAAGCAAAUCAACCUGGUUUUAACACGUCGUUUGCGCGAGUCUACCGUCGGCGCCGCAUUUUUGUCACGGAAAAGAAAUAUAUUGGGCUUGGUCCGUCGGAUCUCGAGGUUGGAGAUGUGGUCGCGCUUAUCCCUGGUUGUAAAACGCCAAUGCUUCUUCGGGAGGAACCGGUGGGUGAGGAGGAAAGCGAAGGCCAACAAAGCCAUGAAGAACAAGGCAGGCAUCCACCAAGAUAUCGUGCAGUGGGCGAGUGCUAUGUCCAUGGUAUCAUGCAGGGUGAAGCUGUGCGCGAUGGGCAAGCAGACUUUAGGACAGUUGACUUGGUUUGA